GAGUAGGGAGGUGGGUGGCUGUGACGAUAUGAGCGUGGUGACAGGAUCGUGGAGGCCGGUGGCUGUGGGACGCUGAGGGUGGGGGGCAGGGAUAGGGCUCCUCGGGGCAGCCAGAGCAGCGUCAGGGUGACUGCAGCAUGAGGAAGCUGGAGACCCCAGGGUCUCAGAGGUGGUGACAAGGCUUUGCAGAGGACAGUCGUUCAGGCGAAGGGACUUCAGGUCACUGUGACCCUGUCAAGUGCUGAAGGACUGAGGCGACAGAGCUAAGGGAGGACCGUGGGGUCCCGGAGUGAAGAUCAAGUGACUUGUGAGCGGGACCCAGAGUGAGGGGCUAGGGUAGGAAGUCUGCCUGGACGGUGACCCAGCAGGCUUCCUGACCUCUGUCACAGAUGACCAAGUAAUCCUGUCCCUGUGCCUCCUCUGCUAGGCUUCCAGACCUUCUCUCCAGGGGAAGGACAAGUCCUUCUUGCUCCAUCUCCUACGUCUUCCCCACCACCAACCCUACAAAGUGAAGAGACAGAGCCCACGCUUCAUAGAAGCUGAAGGACUUGCCCCAGUCCACACUGUGAGUGGUAGCACUGGACUUCAAAGCUGUGACGAAGCCCAGGGUGCUUCCCACUCCAGCAUAGAUGGCACCCUCUCCAGACAAGGGGCUGAGUGAAGUCAUCUCACCGACAAACCUGCAGUUCCUCGGGUGGCCACCAGAUGGCGAUGAGCUUCCCUGUCCAGGUCUCCCUCUGGCAAGCUCCGCGAGUGGAGUCAAGAAAGGACGCGCCACACCAGCUGUCCACCGACCCCCAAUCCCGGCCCCCGCGCCCAUGGCCGCACCCGGACCCCGCGCCUUGCGUGCGGCUCUCUGCAGCGGUUGUUGCCUCCUCCUGUGUGCCCAGCUGGUUAUAGCUGGCAAAGGAGCUCGAGGCUUUGGGCGGGCAGCCUUGAUCCGCCUGAACAUCUGGCCUACUGUCCAAGGGGGCUGCAAACACCUGGGACACUGUGAACGCUGUGUGGACAGAGCCCACAACCUCUCCAUUUGCGUCUGGCAGCAAUGUGGGCCAGAGGAACCAGGACAUUGUGUGACCCAAGCUGAGGUGGUCAAGGAGGGUUGCUCUGUUUAUAACCGUUCAGAGUCGUGCCCAGCUUCCCACCACCAUCCCACCCAUGAACCGAAGACAAGCACAACAGGGAGUCCCCCCAUCCCUGAAGCCCACAGCCCAGGUUUUGAUGGAGCCAGCUUCAUCGGGGGCAUUGUGCUGGUGUUGAGCCUGCAAGCAACAACCUUCUUUGUACUGCGCUUCCUCAAGGCCAAGGACAGCACUUACCAGACACUGGAAGAGAACCAAAUCUGACCCCCAAGUGGUCCUGGCUCCACCUUGAAGGGACAGAGGACUCAGAGGCCACCCUCUUGAUUGCCUUAUGAGCAUUGGGGGUGGGACACACUUUGGCCACCCGUUUCUGGUCCCUGAAGGCACAGGGCACCAAGAGGGCUUAGCGCUGAUGGCUGACAUUCUUUCCUGUCCUGGGCCUGGCACCUGUAGCUGAGAGCAUCCUUCAUCCAGCCAGCUGAGCCCCAGCCUGGUACUGAGGUCUGCCGCUGCCUCUCAUCAACCCAGUCUGGGGUCUACCCCCAAAUAAAAGACCUGUU
Molecule: messenger RNA, 1642 nt
Organism: Onychomys torridus (southern grasshopper mouse)
Lineage: Eukaryota; Metazoa; Chordata; Mammalia; Rodentia; Cricetidae
Gene: Cd164l2
Product: CD164 molecule like 2
Exons: 10
Coding region: 630-1346 (238 amino acids)
Cellular component (GO): cytoplasmic vesicle
Source: RefSeq, a predicted model, not a curated record